This is a messenger RNA of Cryptomeria japonica (Japanese cedar), 1474 nucleotides long. Its product is annotated as rRNA-processing protein EFG1. The transcript is spliced from 7 exons. Bases 233 to 1261 code for a protein of 342 amino acids. Gene Ontology annotation, cellular component: nucleolus; preribosome, small subunit precursor. Gene Ontology annotation, biological process: maturation of SSU-rRNA from tricistronic rRNA transcript (SSU-rRNA, 5.8S rRNA, LSU-rRNA). The record is from RefSeq and is a predicted model, not a curated record. NCBI's taxonomy places the organism in Eukaryota, Viridiplantae, Streptophyta, Pinopsida, Cupressales, Cupressaceae.
CCAAUGAUAAAAACCCUCAAAUUAGUGGAGUUUAAUGAGGGGUUUUUCUACCGAACAAUAUAUAUUACCAGUCUGAGACAGAACCUGAACAUACGCAUUUCUGAAGAAUACCCAAAAGACAUUAACUGCAUAACAAAAUGUCUCACUUGCUACAUUCGCAUAUCAAAAUUUGCAGAACAGUUUUUUCAUAGGCAGUUUACAAGUGCAGGCGACAACAAUUUCGUGAAAUAUUAUGGCUCAUGGAGCUUAUGGCAAGCGGAGAGUCUCCGGCCGCACUCCCAAUGGAUUGGGAGUGCGCAGUAAAGAGGCGGAUAAGAAGGAGAAGAAGGCCAAAGCAGCUUCCUUAAGAAAUCAGAUUCGUUCAAUACAACGUCUCCUCAGAAAGAAUCUUCCUCAGGAAGUUAAGGAAGCACAGGAGAAGAAGUUGGAUGAGCUGAGGAAGCUUGUAGAGCUGCAAGCUCAGUCAGAACUUGAGCGUAAGAUGGCUUUGCGCUAUAGAAAAGUAAAAUUUUUUGAGAGGAGAAAGAUAGAGAGGAGGAUACGGCGGUUAGAAAAACAGCAACGUGUAGCUUUGGAGCAUAGUGCGGAAGAAGUGGUUGCAAAUGCUGGGCAAAUUUCUCAGCAACUUUCUCGGUUGAAAGAAGAUCUUGAAUAUGUUAGAUUCUUUCCGAAAACAGAAAAGUACAUUUCUAUAUUUAUGGGAGUAAAUGAUCCAGAGCUAGUUGGGAAAAGGAAUAAAUUGCGUGAACAAAUUAAAGCAAACCUUGCUGCUGCUGCAGCCUCAGGUGUCGAUCUUGAAGAAACUGGCAGUGAUGAUGAUGGAGCCAUGGACAUUAGUGAGGAUGAAUUCUUCAUGGCGGGUAGCUCUAGUGAUGAAGUUGAUGCUGAUGAUGAAUGGACAGAUAAAAGCACCAGAGAACCAGCUUCAAGUGCUUCUGGGAAAGCUACUUCUGGCAUGUCAAGUGAUGAGAAAAAUAAGAGGCAGAAAUCUGCUAGGGACCUGAUGCCCCCUCCUCGGCCAUGGACCAACCCAUCUACAAGUACCAGCAGUGGGGUUCCAUCAAGAAGUGGCCGCCCAUCCAGUAGCCAUACAACUGCAGGGAAGGCCAGAUCCCACGUUUCAAGCAGAAGGUUAGGUGGUCCCUCGAGUAAUAGCCAGAAGUGUUUAAAGAACACCUCUAGUCAGGGUGGCAGCUUGAGUUCCAACUCUGAUGCCCAAAAGAAGCCACGAAGAAAACGGCGACCAAAGAAGAAAAAAUAACAUCAUUUACAAUUAUUUUACAAGUAUUAUAAAAGUUAAUACGAUACUGUCAUUUAACUUGACUAGCUUUCCCUGUGGGAACAAUGUAGUUCAUUUGUGGCAUGUUCAGUUUGCCAACGUGUUUUAUUUAGUGGCUAAUGACAUAAAUUUAUGUGCAUAGAGUAUAUUACCUUCUCGCAUUUUAAUAAUGCAAAGAAAAUGAAUUGCUCUCAA